This is a messenger RNA of Parnassius mnemosyne (clouded apollo), 801 nucleotides long. The record is from the annotation of a GenBank genome assembly. NCBI's taxonomy places the organism in Eukaryota, Metazoa, Arthropoda, Insecta, Lepidoptera, Papilionidae.
AUGGGCAUCGUGAAAACUAAGGGGCUGGCACGGAGUUAUGUGUGGUGGCCGAACAUCUAUGCGGGUGUGGAAGCGCUAUGCCGAAGCUGUGAGACUUGCGCCUCUGAGGCGGACGCCCCGCCGCGCGCGCCAUCAAACCCCUGGCCCUACUUGCCUCCCUGGUCUAGAGUUCACAUAGACUUCCUAGGGCUGUAUAAAGGUAAAACUUAUUUAGUUUUAAUAGAUUCGAGCUCGAAAUGGCUUGAAAUCAUAGAAGUAGCGCGAACGAAUGCGACUUCCAUUAUUAAGGUGCUGACGUCAAUAUUUUCAAGUUUCGGUUUGCCCUUAGAACUAGUGUCUGACCAGGGACUGCCUUUUACAAGUUUUGAAUUAAAAAGUUUUUUGAAAACCAAUGGCAUUCAGCAAAGGUUUUCACCGGCGUACCACCCUGCAUCUAAUGGGGCAGUGGAAAAUGCUGUCAAGCUGUGUAAGAGGGCAAUUAAAAAAGCUUAUAGGGAUAACGUAGAUAUUGAUACCGCCCUACAAACCUUUUUACUAAGCUAUCGCAACAGUAAGCAAAGCACCACGGGUGAGAGCCCAGCGAUGCUGCUGCAGCGACGUUCCUUGCGUUCACGGUUAGAUUUACUACGCGGUGGGUACGUAGUGCAAGCGCGUGUUCUCGAUGCUCAGCAGCGUCAAGUCGAAUAUGCGGGUGGUGUUCCCCGUAAUUUCUCUUUGGGGGACACAGUCUGGAUUAGGUACUACGGCACCCGGGCUAAAUGGGUCAAGGGCACAGUAGUCCAGAAAGAAGGUUCUGGAUGA